Cladophialophora psammophila CBS 110553 is the source of this 2139-nucleotide messenger RNA. RefSeq lists its product as uncharacterized. The transcript has 2 exons. Lineage: Eukaryota; Fungi; Ascomycota; Eurotiomycetes; Chaetothyriales; Herpotrichiellaceae. Gene Ontology annotation, molecular function: mannosyltransferase activity. Bases 1 to 2139 code for a protein of 712 amino acids. The record is from RefSeq and is a predicted model, not a curated record.
AUGGGGAUUCGUCCAGUCCUAGACAGAUUUUCUGCUCCGGCAAGAAUACAACGGCUCAGCGUCCUCGCCUUAGCAGCGAUUCUGAUUGUCCUCUUCUUCCAAAGCACAUUAUUCCCGGUAAACUCGGUGACCUACCUUCACAGAAAAGUCGACCGAUCGCGGUCCGGAUACUACCUACAAUGGGGGCCUUUCGAUCCUUUACCGAUACCGGGGUUUGUGAACACUGGAUUGCCUGGCAAGAGAUCGUGUGAUACUUUGAAGUACAACUCGACUGUCGGGGUGCAGAAGAGCUUCUUCCUCGACGAUGAUAUCAAACAAAUAGCCUUGACCCUCGACUCUCAUCCGAUGGUCGACUACCCUGACGAAAUGAUGAAUGACCCCAAGAUGGAAGCGAGUGAGAUCAUUGAGAAGACGUGGGCUCGCCUUUCCGGAUCCAGUGUGUGGCUGCCGGAACAGAAGGUCUUCUUGUCCGUCACUCGAGUUAUCUUCUGCCCUUCGAGGACUCGUUCAGUGCCAAAGAUGAGCUUUCUGCGAGGCCAACUCUACAACCAGGACUGGGAGCAUUUGGACAAUCAUACAAUCACCUGGGGUGGACAGCAGUUCAAGUUUCCCCUGGUCUUCGACGUCCCCGCGCAAUGGGAAGACGAUGGGAGCUUGUAUGGACCCGAAGACCCCCGGAUCAUUCUGGAGGACAAUGUAAAGGGCGCCGAACCAGUUGUCAUUUUCAACAUGAUCGCGAAACGAACCGAGUGGAAGCGAGCAAUGUACAUCUUCCGACCCUUCUCCAACUACUCCACCGUCCUCACCAUCAAGGACACUGACCGACAAUCGACCGAAAAGAACUGGGCACCAUUUUUCAUUCCAAACGAGCAACAGCAGGCGUCGGCUGGCACGAAUCCCACCACAGCAAUUGCAGCUCUGCGCCAACCCAGCGAAUACAUCCAUUUCGUUUACAGCUUCAAACCUUUACGGAUCUUGAAGUGCCAUCUCCGCUGCGGCGAUUGUGAAUUCGAAUAUGAGCAAGAGGUGCCCGACAACUUCAUGACCAAACACAAUGAAGAGGGCGGCAGUUUGCGUGGUGGCACCAAUUUCGUGCCGGUGCCCCUGCCGUCAAGCAUGAACAUCGAUCCCCGAGUCCGAGUAUACGCAGCCUUUCCGCGGACCAAUAUCGAGAAGCAUUGUGAUGGCAGUUUUUAUCGACCAGAAUUUGUGGUAAUGAUUAAUAUUGGCACACAGUUCCACCUCGCUUUUGCUUCCGAGUCGCUUGACUUCGGCAACGCUAUACUCGACCUGGGACCUGAGGACGACCGCUGCGACAAAGGGCGCAUCCUCAUUCCCAACAGUGUGGCUCAGUGGGAUACGAGCAAUGGCCAUGAUGUGAUGAGUGUGACAUUUAGUGUCAACGAUGAGACGGUCCAAGUCGCCCGCAUCGAAGGGCUGUUGUCUUUCGUUCGUAAUCUGCCUCAAUUCAAGACGCUACUGAAAAAGGAUGGUCUUCUGAAGGGUGCUGACUCGGACCUGAUGGGCAUCUUAUCUUCCUGGGUCGGGGACGAUGUACGUGGCUGUCUUGUCGAGGCCGCCCUAAACUACGCCACUGCAGCGCAGGAGAUCACGCACCCGAAAGAGGGAGGGGAGGUGAUGGAUGUGACCAAGGAGCUAAUGCUCAAGCUCAAACAGGAAGCAGACAUGACCAAGCAGAAGGAUGAAGAAAGCUUCAAUCACGGUUUCGAACCAGGACAUCUGUUUUUGGAACAUCCUGCCGAUGAUGACGGUGCACAACCUUUCCGCUUUGAGAUGUUGGGCGAGUUUUCCGAUGUCGAAGGCCUGUCGGUUGAGGGCUUGGACGGUAAUGGCAACAAGAAUGACGAAAAGAAAGAGGAGGUCAACAAGGAAGAGAAGGAAGAGGAGAAGAAGGAGGACGGGAAGAAAGGAGAUGGAUGGAAAGAUCAGAAACAGAGUACAGACGAGGAGCAGGACGAGGAGAUGAAGCAAAGUGAGGAAAAGGAUCAAGAUACGCCAGGACAAGACACGAAGGACGAGGAAAAGCCGCCGGAAAGCCAACCUGAAAUCCAACCCAAGCCACUGCACGUUCACCACCGAUAUCAUAACCAUCAGAAUCACCGCAGGAUGUGGCCGUAA